Molecule: messenger RNA, 2671 nt
Organism: Musa acuminata AAA Group (dessert banana)
Lineage: Eukaryota; Viridiplantae; Streptophyta; Magnoliopsida; Zingiberales; Musaceae
Product: regulator of nonsense transcripts UPF3
Exons: 12
Coding region: 218-1915 (565 amino acids)
Biological process (GO): positive regulation of translation; nuclear-transcribed mRNA catabolic process, nonsense-mediated decay
Cellular component (GO): nucleolus; cytoplasm
Molecular function (GO): mRNA binding
Source: RefSeq, a predicted model, not a curated record
UUAACCUCUCGACACUGAUUUCAGACCAAUCGGCUGUUACCCUUCCGCGGAUCGGAACCCUAAUUUGGGGCCAAAAACCCUAGCCUCAAUCCAAGAAUUUGGCGACCUGUCAAUCGAAUCCGCGGAGGUCUCCCGUUGUGGUUGCGGCGAUUUGGGCAGCGAGGUGCUUCGUUUUCCGCUGAAUUGUUGGUGGAGUGGUGUUUUGGGGUCGGGGCGCAUGAGGGGCCCCUCCGACCGGACGAAGGUCGUGGUGCGGCGCUUACCGCCGUCGAUCUCGCAGUCGGUGCUGAUGGAGCAGAUCGAUGGCAGGUUCGCCGGGCGCUACGAUUGGGUAUGUUUUCGUCCCGGGAAGAACAGCCAAAAGAACCAGAGACAUUCUCGAGCAUACCUUAACUUUAAGAGGCCAGAAGAUGUGGUUGAGUUUGCUGAGUUCUUUGACCAGCACAUAUUUGUCAAUGAGAAGGGUGCUCAAUUUAAGGCUCUUGUCGAGUAUGCACCCUCUCAGCGAGUUCCAAAGCAAUGCCCAAAGAAAGAUGUCCGUGAAGGGACUAUAUCUAAGGAUCCGGAAUAUAUGGAGUUUCUCGAGCUUGUAUCAAAGCCAUUGGAACAUCUCCCUAGUGCUGAGAUUCAGCUGGAGAGGAAAGAAGCUGAAAGAGCUGGUUCUACAAAGGAAACACCCAUAGUAACACCUCUAAUGGAUUUUGUUCGACGAAAAAGAGCUGCUAAAAAUGGUCCUCAGAAAUUAUCUGGUGGUGGUAAAGUUAGCAGAAGAGCUUCAGGAGCUUCUGCUGGCAUCUCAAGUCCUUCCAAACGAAGUUCUGAGAAGCGUAAAAGUGCAGCUUCAACUUAUGUGAUAAAGGAUAGCACCAAAAAGGGGAGUGCCAAAGACAAACCAACAUACAUUUUAAUGUCAAGGAGAGAUCAGCAUCUUGCUGUGGAUAAAUCUGUAUCUGUACCUUCUGCAGUGGGAAAAGAAGCGUCAGAAGAUGAAUUUGCUUCUGGGGCUAUUGAAUCUGGAAAGAGCAGAUUAGUACUUUUGAAAGGGAAGGAGAAAGAAGUCUCUAACGUGUCUAGAAGUUUGGUGCGACAGCCUUCAGUAAGAAAUUCACCAACUCCAACAUCUAGACAGAACCAGCCAAGUGGAAGAAUAAUUAGAGGCAUACUUUCAAAGGAAGGGCAUGUCGAUCAGCCAUAUGCAUCUGAAUCCCAUCCUGAUCUGCAAACACAAAUGGCAAAGGUGAAGGACAAGCGCCUUCCUCGGCCUCCCAAUGCAAGCUCAAAUAUGAAAGACUACAUUUCACAUAGUUCGUCACUUGCAUCUGUUUCUGACGGUGAUGAUAAAAAAUAUAUAGAUGAUAAGGUUGCUAUAAACAACAAACAUGGUUCUGUAUCAAUUAGCGAAAAGUAUGAAAAGCGAACCAGGAACAGAGAUAGACCUGAUCGCGGUGUAUGGGCACCCCUUCGUCGUUCAGACAGAUCUCAGUCUAAUGAUGGAGUUCGUCCAUAUUCUGAAGCUGCUCAGGCAACAAAUUCUUUAGAAAGCAUCCCCAUUUUCCAACAGGCAACUGGUAAAGUCGGGGAGGUGGACAUGGUUGUUCCGAAUGCUUGUGUUGGACAUGGCAGUAAUUCACAUACUACGUAUGAAACAUCAUUAGGUCAUGGAGAAAGAAAAGCUGAUCUGCCUUCUGCAAAUAGAAGUGAAGACAUGAAGAUUCAUGGAGGUGGACGAGUUGAUUUUUCUUCCAUGGAGAAUGGUUCCCAUAGGCAUGUUGGCCGCCGUGGAUUAGCACGUGGCUUAAAGGAAAUGGAUAGCUCUUUGAAUCUUUCAGAAGGAAAGAGUUCCAAGAGAGCUUCCACUGUCUACAGUACCCAUGAGAGACAAGUGUGGGUUCAGAAGUCAGGCUCUGCCUCAUGAAUUUUCUAGUGAUUGGAUAUAUGCAGUACUGCAGAUUUGUGAAACUGUGAGAACAUUUUGGCUUUGGAGCUCAGUUUAUCAAUUAUUGAUAAUGUAAAGUGCGCAAACAGUAAUGCGUAUUUGGGUAAAUGCUGCUUCAAGGAUGCUAUUGCCAAAUUGUUCACAAUGAAUUCCAUUCAUAUCUCCACUAGAACCAAGAGCUGCAUGACCUAAAGUAGCUAGGAGGUAAAAUAAAUUUUCUUAUGGGUCUGUGAGUCACAAAGAAGAAGGGGUAGUUCUAGAUGAUGGUGGCUGUAGUUGUUGGCCUGGAGACGGAAGCUUUGUUGUGCUCCAAUUACCAUCAAAGAGUUUGUGUUGGCUAAGAUCUCUUUGGCAUGGAGACGUAAUCGUACUUCCUUCUCAAGCAUGUCAUGCAGAAGAACGAGGAGGCUUUUUCGAGCAACUGCUCUUGGUAGAAAAUGUAAAGAAUAGUUGCGAAGGCGCAUCAGUUCUUUCUGGCCAUUGUUUAUAGGUUUGAAAAAUCUUAUAUGACAAUGCUUCUGCAAGCUACUUGAUUCGGUGAAUUACUUAUGUAUUAGUAGGAAAAAUCCCUAUUACUGGCUACAGAGUGGAGGGUAGUGAAAUUGAAUGUGUGGAUUGGGUACUCAGCAAAGUCUGUUUGGAUGAAAUUAAUGUUCUUUUUUUCUUUUUUGUAGUACAUGGAUGAAACUAGAUGUUCACUGAUGCAUAAAACUCAGAUUUUUGUUCCUUGCUUUA